This is a messenger RNA of Aethalodelphis obliquidens (Pacific white-sided dolphin), 3272 nucleotides long. RefSeq names its product ALG10 alpha-1,2-glucosyltransferase (gene ALG10). Gene Ontology annotation, biological process: protein N-linked glycosylation; dolichol-linked oligosaccharide biosynthetic process. Gene Ontology annotation, cellular component: endoplasmic reticulum. The transcript is spliced from 3 exons. Gene Ontology annotation, molecular function: dolichyl pyrophosphate Glc2Man9GlcNAc2 alpha-1,2-glucosyltransferase activity. The coding region runs from base 13 to 1566 and encodes 517 amino acids. The record is from RefSeq and is a predicted model, not a curated record. NCBI's taxonomy places the organism in Eukaryota, Metazoa, Chordata, Mammalia, Artiodactyla, Delphinidae.
UGCCUUCCGGCUAUGCUCAGUUCCCUCCGGCCAGUCCCUCCUUGCGCGCCCAUUUCGAGCCCGAAUGUCAAGCUCGACUUUGGGGACCUGAGAAUCCAGCACAUAUUUUCCAGGACUAGAUUCUUGGCUAUGCGGGCAGGAAUGGCGCAGCUGGAGGGUUACUAUUUCUCGGCAGCCCUGAGCUGUACCUUUUUAGUGUCCUGCCUCCUUUUCUCUGCUUUCAGCCGGGCGCUGCGAGAGCCCUACAUGGACGAGAUCUUCCACCUGCCGCAGGCACAGCGCUACUGUGAGGGCCAUUUCUCCCUCUCGCAGUGGGACCCCAUGAUCACUACAUUACCUGGCUUAUACCUGCUGUCAGUUGGAGUGGUCAAACCUGCCAGUUGGAUCUUCGGAUGGUCAGAACACGUUGUCUGCUCCAUUGGAAUGCUCAGAUUUGUUAAUCUUCUCUUCAGUGUUGGCAACUUCUAUUUACUAUAUUUGCUUCUCCACAAGGUGCAACCCAGGCACAAGGCUGCCUCAAGUAUCCAGAGAAUCUUGUCAACAUUAACAUUAGCAGUAUUUCCCACACUCUAUUUUUUUAACUUCCUUUAUUAUACAGAAGCAGGAUCCAUGUUUUUUACUCUUUUUGCCUACUUGAUGUGUCUUUAUGGAAAUCAUAAAACUUCAGCCUUGCUUGGAUUUUGUGGCUUCAUGUUUCGUCAAACAAAUAUCAUCUGGGCUAUCUUCUGCGCAGGAAACGUCAUUGCACAAAAGUUGACUGAAGCUUGGAAAACCGAGCUACAAAAGAAGAAAGAAGAGAAGCUUCCCUCUAUUAAAGGACCAUUUUCAGAAUUCAGGAAAAUUCUUCAGUUCCUUUUGGCUUAUUCCAUGUCCUUUAAGAACUUGAGUAUGCUUUUCCUUUUGACUUGGCCCUACAUCCUUCUAAUGUUUCUGUUUUGUGCUUUUGUGGUAGUUAAUGGUGGAAUUGUUAUUGGUGACCGGAGUAGUCAUGAAGCCUGCCUACACUUUCCUCAGCUAUUCUACUUUUUCUCUUUUACUCUCUUUUUUUCCUUUCCUCACCUACUGUCUCUUAAGAAAAUCAGGUCUUUUCUUUGCUUAGUUUGGAAACGGAGAAUUCAGUUUUUUGUGAUUACUUUAGUCUCCAUAUUUUUAGUUUGGAAAUUUACUUAUGCUCAUAAAUACUUGCUAGCAGAUAAUAGACAUUAUACAUUCUAUGUGUGGAAAAGAGUUUUUCAAAGAUAUGAAAUUGUGAAAUAUUUGUUAGUUCCAGUUUAUAUAUUUGCCGGUUGGAGUAUCGCUGACUCAUUGAAAUCAAAGUCGAUAUUCUGGAAUUUAAUGUUUUUCAUAUGCUUAUUCACCGUUAUAGUACCUCAGAAACUGCUAGAAUUUCGUUACUUCAUUUUACCCUAUGUUAUUUAUAGGCUUAACAUACCUCUGCCACCUACAUCCAGACUUGUUUGUGAGCUGGGUUGCUAUGCAGUUGUGAAUUUCCUAACUUUUUAUAUCUUUCUGAAUAAAACUUUUCAGUGGCCAAAUAGUCAGGACAUUCAGAGGUUUAUGUGGUAAUAUCAGAAACAUCUUGAACUCUAAAAAUAGACUUAUUAUUUAGACUAUUUCCAUAAUGAAAACUACGUAGAAAUUUUUAAAUUUCUUUUAGGCACCAUGGUGAUCCGCAGAUCACAUCAGAUUUUUUGUGCUUUAAAUAUCAGAAAUAUGUAUUUUAAAUAUAUAUAUGUGAAAUAUGUAUAUAUAUAUACAUAUAUAUAUAUAUAUGUAUAUCUAUCUAUCUAUCUAUCUAUGACACAAGGAAGUUAAAUGGUAAAGAACUGAGAAAAGUUUAAGACUUGCUCCAUAAGCCUGAAUAAUGAUGGGAAAGUAAAAUUAUUCAUAGCUAUCUCAUGAUAUUUCUUUGAUACUGUUGGCCACUCAAAAAGCUUGGAAACUUUUUUGUAUACAAGUUUAUUUAUUAAUUCUCUUCAGAAAAAGUAGCAAAGUCUUUGAAAAAUAUUUACAAAUGAUUAGGUAAUAUUAUUGAUUGAAAAGUUGUUUAGCAUUUUAGUAAAUAUAAUUUCAAUCAUAAGGUAAAAUAGACUCACAUAGAUAGUAAAUGUUGUAAAAUAGAGGCUUUUCUGUGUUUAUCUAGGAAUCAAAUUGUUGAUUUUUAUUAAAAAUCUAGAAAUGAUGAAGUCCUUUCACCGUUCCUAAUAUGAAAUAUAUCAUGAGCAAAGAUAAAUUGUAUUGAUAAUAAUACCUUUUAAAAGGGCUUUUCUUUCUGAAAUACAGUUUCCUUUGGCUGCCGUAACAAAUUACCACAAGUUUGGUGGCUUAAAAAAAAUUUCAGAAUUCUGGAGGCUGGAAGCCUAAAAUUAAGAUGUCAGCAGUGUUGGUUGCUUUUGGAGGCUGUAAAAGAGAAUCCAUUCCAUGCUUCUCUCCUACCUUCUGCAGUCCAUGGUGUUCCUUGGUUUAUAGAUGUAUCACUCCAGUAUCUGCCUUUGUCUUCACAUGGCCUUCCUCCCAUCUUCUUUCUCUUACAAGGACAAUGUCUGUGGAUUUAGGGCCCACCCUAAUCCAGGAUAAUUGUGUGUUCAGAUCUUUAACUUAAUUAUGUCUACAAAGACUCUUUUUCCAUAUAAGGUCAUAUUUACAGGUUCCAAGUUGACCUAUCUUUUUGUGGGGCACUUUUUAACCCACCAAAGUUACCAAAGGAGAUUUUACAAUAAAUUUCAUAAAACUUGUAGGAAAUAAAUUUUUGAUGAGAUAUUUUAAAUAAAAUUGCAUCUUUUCAGAGAGGUUAAAAACAAGUGACUUGCAGGGUCACAUAAUUAUAAAACUAAAAGUAACUGGUAUUUGAUUCCAUUAUCCAAAAAACGUUAGAAUUUAAAGGAAGUUUAGAAAUUAUUUGAUCUAGUCUUAUUUUGUAGAUUAGGGAACAAAUGCUUGGGUAGGAUUUGGUGGGAUUAAUUUUGGAUUCUGUGUCUGCUAUUUGGAGUACAUUCAUUGGGUUGUCAUUCCCUAACAGAGAAGUAUUAUUUGGAUAUGCUAACAUUGACAUGUAAACUUAGAACUGUAACUAGAAUUCAUUUUUUAAUCCAGUUUUACAUUUGUAAACUUUUCAAUAACUGUGUGAACUGUCUUAAGUGUUGGAUUAUGCUUUCUCUGGGUUUUAAAUAAUGAGUGGAUUUGGAAGGUACUGUUCAUUUGCAAUAUAAAAUUAUGCACAGGUAAAAAUACAAGUGUAGUCUUGAGUAAUAAAUGCAAAGUCUGGUUUUACA